Pseudomyrmex gracilis is the source of this 1434-nucleotide messenger RNA. RefSeq names its product nicotinamide/nicotinic acid mononucleotide adenylyltransferase 1 (gene Nmnat). Lineage: Eukaryota; Metazoa; Arthropoda; Insecta; Hymenoptera; Formicidae. The record is from RefSeq and is a predicted model, not a curated record. Bases 209 to 1336 code for a protein of 375 amino acids. Gene Ontology annotation, molecular function: nicotinate-nucleotide adenylyltransferase activity; nicotinamide-nucleotide adenylyltransferase activity. Gene Ontology annotation, biological process: NAD+ biosynthetic process. The transcript is spliced from 6 exons.
AAGGAACAGUCGACCCUCCUGGUGGCGCGACCUUGCAACGUGUGCGGUAACAUUUUACCGUAAAAAAUGGUCGUACAACAAUCGUCUUCCGAUUAGAGGCGGGUACCUCGCGAAGAACGAGAGAGGAGCUUGCGAAGUUUCGAGUCCGGUGAACGGUGACGGGGGUGCGGCCAGCCGUCGAUGCGACAGCGAGUGGCGAACGCGCAAAAUGGCGCCCACGCGUGUAAUUUUGAUGUCGUGCGGCAGUUACAAUCCACCGACCAACAUGCAUCUGCGGAUGUUCGAGAUUGCUCGGGAUCAUCUGCAUCGAAUGGGCACACAUGUUGUUGUUGGCGGAGUAAUUUCUCCGGUUCAUGAUGCAUAUGCCAAAAAAGAGCUUGCCAGCGCAACGCAUAGAUGUGCGAUGUUACGAUUGGCAUUGCAUAAUAAUGACUGGAUUCGGCUGAGCACAUGGGAGACCAGACAACAUUGCUGGACCAAAACUCGCCUGAGCUUGCAGCACCAUCAGAAUCUGCUCAACUCCUUUCUAUCUAAUUCCAAUGACAUCAAACAUCACUUGCAGAUAGAAGACAUGGAAUGGAUCCCAGAAAAUGUAAAAAACAAUUCAGACAAUACACCGAUACAAAUCAAAUUGCUAUGUGGUGCAGAUCUUCUGGAAAGCUUUGGCAUUUGUGGACUUUGGCUUGAAGAAGAUAUUGACGCAAUUGUCGGUGAGCACGGUCUUGUUGUCAUUACUAGAGAAGGUUCCAAUCCCAACAAAUUUAUUUACGAUUCGGACAUUUUGUCCAAGCAUAUGCACAAUAUCUGUAUCGUAACCGAAUGGAUUCCGAAUGAAGUGAGUUCAACGAGAAUCAGACGAGCUCUGAAACGCAGCGAGAGCGUUAGGUACUUGUUGCAGGAUUCCGUCAUCGAUUAUAUCUACAAACACGAGAUCUACGACACAAGACCAUUAGACACAACAAUUAAGUUGGAAUUGUCGUCGCCGAACGCGAACAAUUACCUGCACAUAGAUUCCCGAUAUCUAAGCGCAUUCUUAACGCCAUCGCCCAGCGAUGUGACCAUGGACUCACCGAGCCCGAUCGAGAUUGCCGCGUCCAUCGAUGUGCCGGACGCGGUUGUGCUGCGUAGGAAUAUGCAGAAUGCGGUUGGUGACGUACUCGAUGUGGCUCGCGAGCAGUUCAUUAGUAGCGCGAUCGGCAAUAACGUUGACAACGGUAAUGUCAAGCACGUAGUUAAAGCCGCGUACCCUGGCCAGGCGAAACAGAUCAUCGCCAGCGGAACCGGCAUUGCGCGAAUUGUGGACGAGGAUUCAACAAACCCUGCAUGCCUACUGUAAGACAGAUAGUUGACUGUCUUAUUGCUACUCGACCAAUCCGAGCCUGUGGUACCCGGCUUCUUCUUUCUGCUGUAAAUACUAAUCGCGAUAUUGACGAU